GCAGCAGUUGUAAUCGACUCACAAAUCAAACAGCAAAUACUCUCUCAAAAUGUUCAAACUCAUUGCCUUCUUUGCCUGCGUGUCAGCCGCCGCCGCCGCACCCGGACUGCUCACUGCCACACACUCCAUUGUCCAGCCCGCUGUGCUCACCAAGACCGCCUAUGUGGACCACAGCGCCUCCUCGGCCAUCACCCAUCAGAGCAAUGUGAAUCUGGUGCGUAAGGUGCCUGUUGUGCCUGUCGUCCAGACCUACCAUGCCGCACCUGUAGUCCAUGCCGCGCCCGUUGUGCACACUCCCCUUGUCCACGCCGCACCCGUUGUCCACACCUAUGCUGCUGCCCCGGUGGUGCACUCUGUGCCCGUGGUGCACUCGGCUCCACUGCUCAAGACUGUGGUCAGCGCUCCAGUCGCCUACACUGCCAUCCACAAGUAAAUAGUUAAACGUUCCCAAGAACAUACGAAUAGUUCAGCAACAUACGAAACAAUAAACCGCAGAUUUUAGCCUCGAA
Messenger RNA from Drosophila virilis, 509 nucleotides. Its product is annotated as A-kinase anchor protein 14. The record is from RefSeq and is a predicted model, not a curated record. Lineage: Eukaryota; Metazoa; Arthropoda; Insecta; Diptera; Drosophilidae.